GGCUGAACGGCACGGACCCUGCCAUCCCCACGGCGGACGUGCUGUCCCCGACGCGUACGCCGGUGACGCGACGUUGCACGCACAGCCAGUUUCACACCCGCCCCGAGGGAGGCCGCGCCCACCUCCCCCUAACUUGCCUACCACCACCACUCCCAUCUCGGGUCUCGGCCUCCUCCCCCCUGCCGUUAAACGCUACCGACUCCCCAGCUCCCGACCGCGAAACGCCCCAAAUGGUUUAGCCGCAGACUUCGACGAAUUAGCGCAAUGCCGGCGGCGGCGUGGAGUAGCAGCGGCGGUGGUGACCACCUACGCGGGCAUGCGCACCUGACCAACUGCAUCCACCUGCGGCACCACCACGCGCAAGCGCACGGCGCGUCCGGGCGGAGGCCCAGCCCCACGGGGUCGUCCGCGUCGGCCUCGGCCGCGCUGAUGCGGGACCUCCUCGCGCUGCAGCGCUCGCGCUCUCUCCGGGACCCCUCCACGCGCCGCUCGGUCGACUCCGCAUCCAACAGGGACGCCGACGCCGACCACUCCCUCCGCGGCGGGCUCAAGACCCUCCUCGACCAGCUAGCGGAGAACCCGCAGCCCAAGCCCUCGCGCCGCCCUCGGCGACGCUUCAAGCGCGGGGCCGGUCGCCGCGCAGCUCCCGCGGCUGCCUCCAGCGGCGCUUUAGAUCGCCCCGCCGUCUCCGUCAACUCCAGCUCCCAGGAGGCCGUCUGCGGCAACAAGUACCUUUUCAGCGCCGGCGGAGGAGACGACGGCGGUGGUGGCGAGGAGCUGCUGCUGCAGCAGGUGUCGCACGACUCACGCAUCGUGUGCGGCAUCCCGUGGAACUGGUCGCGCAUCCACCACCGCGGCAAGUCCAUCCUCGACAUGGCGGGCCGUAGCCUCUCGUGCGGCCUGUCAGACCCCAUGUCGGCGUCGGCGGCGCGGAGGUUCGAAGCCGCCACCUCCGCUGCCUCGUGCGGUCACAUGAACGGGUCGCGUUCGCACCCGCAUUUCCCGGUGACGGCGAGGCUGACUUCCUCGACCAGUUCGGACUCCGACUCUCUGCCUCUGCUUGUCGAGGGCGCGCGCAAUGGCAUCGGUGGCAUUUCCAGUAGCUUCUCUGGGGAGCUCGGGAUUUUGUCCAAGAGCAGCGAGAUAGAGUCUGACCUCGCGUCCGAGGCACGGUCAGGUCAGAGGUCACGGGGCUCGCACGGUGGCCGGCACCGGAGCUUGACACAGAAGUAUGAGCCGACGACUUUCAAGGACGUCGUUGGGCAAAGCUUGGUGGUGCAGGCGCUGUCCAAUGCCAUUCUGAAGAAGAAGAUUGGGCUGGUGUAUGUCUUCUACGGGCCACAUGGUACAGGCAAGACGUCAUGUGCGAGGGUGUUUGCGAAAGCUUUGAAUUGCCAUUCUGCUGAGCACCCAAGGCCCUGUGAUUCAUGCGCGUCUUGUAUUGCACACAAUGUGGGCAAGAGUAGGAGUUUGUUGGAGAUUGGACCGGUUGGUAACAUAGACCUGGACAGCAUUGUGGAUAUACUUGACAAUGUGAUGCUUUCGCCUGUGCCAGCCCAGCACCGGGUGUUUAUAAUUGAUGACUGCAACACAUUGCCGCCAGAUACAUGGAGUGUCAUAUCCAAGGUCGUCGAACGUGCACCCCGGCAUGUAGUUUUUAUUCUCAUCAGCCCCAACCUUGAUCUUCCUCAUAUAAUUUUGUCAAGGUGCCAAAAGUUCUUUUUCCCCAAACUGAAGGAGUGCGACAUUGUGAACACUUUGCAGUGGAUUUCUACUAGCGAAAGCCUAGAUGUUGAUAGAGAUGCACUGAAACUUAUUGCUUCCCGGUCAGAUGGGUCAUUGAGGGAUGCGGAGAUGACCUUGGAUCAGCUGAGUUUGCUUGGGCAGAGAAUUUCAAUGUCGCUUGUUCAAGAACUCGUUGGCUUGGUUUCUGAUGAUAAAUUGGUUGAUUUGCUUGAUUUGGCACUUUCCGCUGACACUGUUAACACAGUGAAAACCUUACGGGAUAUUACCGAAACAGGGGUUGAGCCAAUGGACCUGAUGUCUCAACUUGCCACAAUAAUCACUGACAUCCUUGCUGGCACCUAUCCAUUCACACAAGAAAGAGCGCGAAGAAAAUUCUUCAAACGUCCAACCUUAUCAAAGGAUGAUAUGGAAAAGCUACGCCAAGCCUUGAAAACACUCUCUGAAGCUGAAAAACAGUUGAGGGUCUCUAAUGACAAGAUGACCUGGCUUACAGCUGCUCUGCUUCAGCUUGCUCCUGAUAAACAGUAUAUAUUGCUGAGUUCGUCCACGAAUACGAGUCUUAAUCGGGGUUUGCUUACCCACCCUGAGGGAGACAUUGCAAGGAACUCUGCUGUAGAUCAUAGUGAGAUACAUGCUGGUCCCCAUGGCUUACCAAGAGCAUCUGACCUUGGAAAUCAGCAGUAUAGAGAUGUUAAUCCAGGUGUUGGUUCUAGCAACAACAUGGGAAGCAAUUAUCACGGAGGACGGAGAGCUGGGGAACAUACACCAGACAGCCAUGUAUUGUCAACAAGUGGUACCAGAGUGAAUGAAGGAUCUAAAUACAGCAAAACUGACAGUAAUAUGAUUUGGCAGGCUGUGCUAGAGAAUGUUCAGUCAGACUCGUUGAGAAAAUUGCUGGCUAAAGAGGGGCGACUGAUUUCUGUCAGCCUAGGUACAGCACCAACUGUCCAAUUAAUAUUCAGCUCCCGUGUGAAUAAGUCCAAAGCCGAAAAGUAUAGGGGGCAAAUUCUGCAAGCAUUUGAGUCUGUUCUUUCUUCUGCUAUAAUACUUGAAAUCCGAUACGAAUCAAAGGAUGAUCUCACAUCAUAUCAUGCUCCAGUUAUCUCUCGCUACCAUGAGGAUGGCUCUUCGAAUAUGGUAUUAAGGAGGUCUUUCACUAAACAUAGUUCAGUUUCUUCUGGAGGUGAAAAUUUAAUUAGAAGGCUUCAAAAAGACAGCAUUUUCCAGGGUACUAGCUCAAAUCAGACACGCUGGAUGCAAUCUGAUCCACAUAUAUUGACCGAAGGUGAAAUUAUUGAAGUUGGAUCUCAGAUGGAUUGGCAUGCUGAACCAGAUAAUGGCAUUGUUACAGCAAACAAAAGAAGACAAGCGAGUGUGUGGAGAGAAGGCUUGUCAUCACUGGACCAAGAAAUUCCUCAAGGAGGGAAAAAUGUGAAUAACGAACAUGGUCGACAAAAAAACAUUGUAAGAGGCAAGGUAUCUCUUGCUCAUGUUAUUAACCAGGCGGAAGCUCGUUCUCAACAAGGUGGCUGGUCUAGGCACAAAGCUAUAUCAAUUGCAGAAAAGCUAGAGCAAGAUAAUUUGAGAUUGGAACCUAGAUCUAGUUUGCUUUGUUGGAAAACUUCAAGCACUUCUAGACGGAAGCUAUCUGCACUGAAGAUCAGGACACGAAGAUCACGAGCUUUAUCAAGGCUCGCCUUGUGCGGAAGGUGCAUUUCAGCGGGAUCACCAAGAUGAAACUUCGGAGUAUCAGUCGCCGGAUUUUACAUGUAGCUCGAUUAGUAGGCAAUCUGUAGGUGUAGCAGCAAUCUGUAGGUGUUGUUCUGUAUAUUGUUUAACAUGUAGGAGACUGAGAUAGACGCCAUAGCCCAUUCUUUCCCGUGAAGCACCAUCAAUAAUUGCUCCAGAAUUCGCUGGUCUGAAGCCAAGCUGUGCCAGUAAAUUGAUCUCCUGUUGGCGUUGACGAUAAACUGAUAUCAGAAGAAGACUACGAGCACCGGCAGGCUUCUCCGAACUCCACAGGCGUUUUUUGUUUCCUUCUUUCUUUUCGGAUCCCCACCAGGUCACCAGCACCACGGGAUGGAGAGGACAUUCAGCAAGAAGGCGCGCCGCCGCCACCAGCAACAGCUGCCCGACGACCUCAUCGCCGAGAUACUCGCUCGAGUUUCCUACAGGUCGCUCUGCCGCUUCAAGUGCGUCUCCCGGCGGUGGCUCGCUCUCUGCUCUGACCCCGGCGUCCGCCGCAAGUGCCCCAGACCAUGUCCGGCUUCUUCUUUCGCAGCACGGCCCUCUGUCCCGCUGGUUACGUCCGUGUCAACACGUCAGGAAGAGGCCCGCCAUGGUCGACCCCUCCCUCUCUUUCCUGCCGCCCGACCACAGGGACGUGUACUUCG
Molecule: messenger RNA, 4139 nt
Organism: Phragmites australis (common reed)
Lineage: Eukaryota; Viridiplantae; Streptophyta; Magnoliopsida; Poales; Poaceae
Product: protein STICHEL-like 3
Exons: 6
Coding region: 265-3483 (1072 amino acids)
Biological process (GO): DNA repair; DNA-templated DNA replication
Cellular component (GO): nucleus; DNA polymerase III complex; DNA replication factor C complex
Molecular function (GO): ATP binding; DNA binding; DNA clamp loader activity
Source: RefSeq, a predicted model, not a curated record